Molecule: messenger RNA, 2355 nt
Organism: Aspergillus pseudotamarii
Lineage: Eukaryota; Fungi; Ascomycota; Eurotiomycetes; Eurotiales; Aspergillaceae
Product: serine/threonine-protein kinase
Exons: 3
Coding region: 377-2257 (626 amino acids)
Biological process (GO): mitotic DNA damage checkpoint signaling; protein phosphorylation
Cellular component (GO): nucleus
Molecular function (GO): protein serine/threonine kinase activity; ATP binding
Source: RefSeq, a predicted model, not a curated record
GAAAAGGAAGUGCAAAAAAAAAAAAAAAAAGUGGAAAAAGAGAAAUUUUACAAAUUUAAUUAAAGAGAGGGAACAGAAAGAGGAAAGGUUAAAAUUUCCUAGUUGAAGAGAAAGAAAAUACGAACAUCCUACUAAUUUCCCCCCCCCCGGCCGAGAACUACCAUCAUCACCAACGUCAUUAGACCCGAUAUUCUCUCAUCAUCAUUAUUAUUUUUUUUUUGCCUCCCUUGUCCGAUUUCCCAUUCCUUUAACUUGUGUCCUCCUUCCCCCGACGCCCGCCUCUCCUCUUUUCACCCCCACUCCCUUACUUCUUUUACCCCCUUCCUUUUUCUUUUCUUUUCUAUCUUUUUUGGAACUGAAUUGAUUACUCAGCAUCAUGAGUACCAUUCAAAAUUUGAAGAAUUUCAUACGUCAUGGGAAACAAGCCCGCUUGGUAACUCCCCAUGCCGAGCCAACCACCAAUGUUUCUCCCAUACAUGCCGAGCAUCAACGUCAACCCCAAGGCUCGUACCCUCCUGCCGCAGGCAACCUAGAUGCCAUUGACAGCAGGCUUGGGAACGGUCAAGCUCAAGCGCCUCAGAAGUCAUCGGCGGACUCUCAGACGAGGCGAGCCCGUGAUCAAGAGAUCGAGCAGAUUGUCGCGGAGGAGAGAAGCCAACGAAACAAAAUGCCUAAGUACCCAGGACUGGAGCGCUGGAUCUUGACGGACAAGAUGGGCGACGGCGCCUUCAGUAACGUCUAUCGCGCCAAAGAUUCUACGGGGGAGCAUAACGAAGUAGCGAUUAAAGUCGUCCGCAAGUUUGAAAUGAAUAGCAAUCAGGGUAGGUUUGCUGAUUGCGAUUCACAGCGCGCCAACAUUUUGAAAGAAGUCCAAAUUAUGCGCCAAAUAGACCAUCCGAACAUUGUCAAGCUGAUCUCAUUUUCUGAAUCACGCCAAUAUUACUAUAUCAUUCUGGAACUCUGUCCGGGCGGCGAACUGUUCCAUCAGAUCGUACGGUUAACCUACUUCAGCGAGGAUCUAAGUCGGCAUGUCAUCACCCAGGUUGCAAAAGCAAUUGAGUAUCUGCACGAGACCUCCGGCGUUGUCCAUCGUGAUAUUAAGCCGGAGAAUCUUUUGUUCUAUCCUAUUCCCUUUGUUCCAAGCAAGAAUCCCAAACCUCUUCAACCCGGUGAUGAGGACAAAGUCGAUGAAGGAGAGUUCAUCCCCGGGAAGGGAUCCGGCGGGAUUGGUGUUAUUAAGAUUGCCGAUUUCGGUCUCUCCAAAGUCAUCUGGGAUAGUCAAACUAUGACUCCUUGUGGGACUGUUGGUUACACAGCCCCAGAAAUUGUCAAGGACGAAAGAUACUCGAAGAGUGUCGACAUGUGGGCUUUGGGUUGUGUGCUUUACACUCUCCUCUGUGGUUUCCCGCCUUUCUACGACGAGAGCAUCCAAGUCCUGACGGAGAAGGUGGCGCGCGGCCAGUACACUUUUCUGUCGCCGUGGUGGGACGACAUCUCGAAGUCUGCGAAGGAUUUAAUCUCCCAUCUCCUGACGGUAGAUCCUGAACAGCGAUACUCGAUUAAAGAGUUCUUGGCCCAUCCGUGGAUACGUGGAAGCGACGAAGAAACCCAGGCGGCCACAGACGCUCCCCCCCUAACGACUCCUCUGCCCUCCGCCCGCCAACAGCCAUUGGACGCCUUCGCGGCGGACCAGGCACCAUAUGCUCCAGCCAGCGCUCGACUGUUGGACCAGCCCUCCGCCGGCUUGGAACGCCCCAUGGACUUCCGGUCGCCCGGGGCGAUCAACUUGCGGGAGGUUUUCGAUGUGGGCUACGCCGUCCAUCGCCAAGAAGAAGAAAGUAAGCGGCUGAAGACGUCCCGCGGCCGCGGGGCCAAUCCGACCACCGCAUUCCAGUCGGCUCUGAAUCCCCUCAACGAGGAUUAUGACGAGGAUGGCCCGCAAGUCACAUAUCAGCCCAUUCACCAGAAUGAGUAUGCGGCGCCGAAGGUCCACAAGGGCUCGCAACAGUCUCGAGAAGUGGCUGCAAUGGAAGCCAAAUUGCGAUCCACAAAUCUGGGGGCUCAGCCAAGCGCUGCCGCCCAAGCACGACAGGCAUAUCAGCCACGACAGCCGCAGCAGGGCUACGGCACACAUAGUGCUAAGGUGGCAGCGGCAGCCAAGCAGAAUAUUGCUCGGUCAUCGCGGCAACCUUUCGAACUCAGUCUGGAUAACGCGACAUUAUUAGAGAGGAGGGGUAGGCGGCAUCAGGUUGUCUGAAAUCUUAAUAUCUCCUUCGAAAUGAAUUUUUACGACUAAGAACGAUGGGCCAUGAAUUCUAUUCCAUGAUCAUUGGGUGGUAGGAUCGCAUUUGUCUC